AGAAACCUCAUUCCAGCUCCCACCUUUGCUUCGGUCUCGAAGCCAUCCUUUAUCUACCCUCGCCGGCAGGAUGGGGUUCAUUUCUAAUUGUAUUCCUCUCCAGAAGUAUUCAGAAUGGCUCUUGAUGUAGCUGCCAUGGCUGCCAGGGCUCUAUCCAGUGCUUGUUUUGCCAGCCAACUACAGGCAAGUUCAAAUUUAUGUGUGCUGGAUUUACGACCGAAUCUGCAGUAUAGGCAGAGCCAUAUCCAGGAUGCCAUUAGCCUUUCCUUAUCGAAUCUUUUGCUGAGGCGAGUGGCUGCUAACGGUAUUGGCAUAUUACCAGGAUACGUCAAGGAGCGCUUGGCCAGAGCUUCAACUAUUGUGCUGUAUGACGCCGAGACAGAAGAUGUCGAGCGCUCAGCGGAUCAAAAAUCGGCCCUGAAGGUCAUGUUGGAAGCUGUUCAGGCAGUCGCCAUGUCCGUUUACUUUCUCUGUGGUGGAUUCAGUUCAUUUCAGAGUGCUUAUCCAGACUUGUGCAAAGUUGUUGCAGCAGAGAACGCAAGCAGUGGCAGCAGUACACACGGAUUGGCCGCAACGCAGGCUCAUCCCCAUUACCACCCUAGCGCUCCGAGUGCGCCUGCUGCCGGCUUCGCUCAGAGCCACCCGUUGCAGUGCAGGAAUGCUUCCAAUCUCAAUCUGCGUCUGCCCAGUGGUCGGGCUUGUGCCAAGUCAUCGGCGGAGGAAUUGCUGAGUGAGACGAAAUCGCCUGCGCAGCUUGCCCCUCACAUGUUCCUGGGCAGUAUCGAUCAUGCGUCUGACUCUGAGCUGAUUACAAGUCUAGGUGUAACGGCGGUUCUAAAUGUGUCGACGCAGUGCAAGAACUACUUCUCCGACAGAUUAAAAUAUAUGCAGAUCCCCGUCGAGGACAAGAUAAACUCGUCUCUGAUGCCCUACUUUCAACAGGCAGCUGACUUCAUCGAAUCGGUGCGUGAAGCCAAUGGCAUUGUCCUGGUUCACUGUGUAGGCGGCGUGUCUCGCUCACCCACGGUCUGUAUAGCGUACUUUGUGCUCAAGCACCUAAUGUCGGUGGACGACGCGUACGCCCACGUCAAGAACCGGCGGCCCAUGAUGGAUCCAAACUUCAGCUUCAUGGGCGAGCUGCGAAUGCUGGAGAAAAGACUACGGCAAGAAGAUCACCAACUAAUGGCCGGCCAUGCUCCCCGCGUUUCGGGCUCGGCAACAGCAUAGGAGCCUGUACCCCCUCACCCCUCGUCCUAUGGUCAACCACAUGGAACUUUUCUUAAGGCUGUUACCAGUACCCUUUUUUUGGUCAAAACUCAAGCAAUUAUUAUUUGACGUAAUUCUGAAGAUAUGCAUGUUCAUUUCAGACCUAGCGCUGGCAACCAUUCCCGCUUAAUCUCAUAAGCAGCAAAUCUGUAGGUAGGCUUAGUCCGUCAUCUUUGUACUUGUUCUUUUUCACCAGCACCUCCGCUGAGCAGAGCUUUUAUCCAUCUAGUGUGUGUUUUUUUCGUAACCACAGACCUUCUUGGUUUAGCUGUAGUUGUCGUAGUUGCAUAGCAGACCUUCUUGGUUUAGCUGUAGUUGUGUCGUAGUUGCAUAGCAGACCUUCAGGGUUUAGCUGUAGUUGUGUCGUAGUUGCAUAGCAGACCUUCUCGGUUUAGCUGUAGUUGUGUCGUAGUUGCAUAGCAGACCUUCAGUUUAGCUGUAGUUGUGUCGUAGUUGCAUAGCAGACCUUCUCGGUUUAGCUGUAGUUGUGUCGUAGUUGCAUAGCAGACCUUCAGUUUAGCUGUAGUUGUGUCGUAGUUGCAUAGCAGACCUUCAGCUUGCAUUCUACUGUAGAUUGUGUAGUGUGCUGUGUGACCGAAAGUGCUCAAACUAAGAGAAUCGCUGACCCUAUCAUACUUCCAAGGCCUAUCAGGUUAUAUUUUAUCAUAGGAAAUAUUCUUUCAUUCCAUCAUCGUUUACCAUGAAUGAAUCAGGUAAAUAUACUGGA
Sycon ciliatum is the source of this 1993-nucleotide messenger RNA. RefSeq names its product dual specificity protein phosphatase 2-like. Gene Ontology annotation, biological process: protein dephosphorylation; negative regulation of MAPK cascade. Gene Ontology annotation, molecular function: protein tyrosine/threonine phosphatase activity; MAP kinase tyrosine phosphatase activity; MAP kinase tyrosine/serine/threonine phosphatase activity. The record is from RefSeq and is a predicted model, not a curated record. Lineage: Eukaryota; Metazoa; Porifera; Calcarea; Leucosolenida; Sycettidae. Gene Ontology annotation, cellular component: cytoplasm. Bases 115 to 1227 code for a protein of 370 amino acids. The transcript has 3 exons.